Molecule: messenger RNA, 1017 nt
Organism: Megalopta genalis
Lineage: Eukaryota; Metazoa; Arthropoda; Insecta; Hymenoptera; Halictidae
Product: (3R)-3-hydroxyacyl-CoA dehydrogenase
Biological process (GO): fatty acid biosynthetic process
Molecular function (GO): oxidoreductase activity, acting on the CH-OH group of donors, NAD or NADP as acceptor; quinone binding
Source: RefSeq, a predicted model, not a curated record
ACGUCCUAAUUGGUCCGCGACUUGCGUACGUACGUACUGGUUGCGCGUACAUCCGACUAUGGUCUUACCAAAAAAGAAAAACAACUAUUCAAAAUCAAGGCUGCUUCACGCCGAAAUUAAUUUUUACAGAUCUCGUGGUUUAUUCUUGUUACAUAAUACAUUUGUAGAACAUGACUUUGUACUUUUUAAGAUAAAAGGCUGAAAAUGGUUGCUGGCAAACUUGCUUUUGUAACAGGUGCCGGGAGCGGCAUAGGCAGAGAAGUUUGUCGAAUUUUAGCAAAUCGGGGUGCCAAAGUUAUUGCUGCCGAUCAAAAUUUGCAGUCUGCCCAACAAACUGUCCAGUCGUUAAAUGAUACCAAACAACAUCUGGCUUUAAAUUUGGAUGUUUCGAAUGCAGAUAGCAUCAAGGAAGCAUUUAAGGGUGUAACAAGUAAAUACAACAAACCACCAAUUAUCAUAGUGAAUUCUGCAGGAAUCACACGUGAUCAAUUUAUUCUAAAACAGACUGAGAGUGAUUUUAACAAAGUGAUCGAUGUGAACUUAAAGGGAACAUUUCUGAUUAUUCAGACUGCAGUUCAGCAUAUGUUGGAAGCUAAAGUAAACAAAGAUGGCUCGAUUAUAAAUCUGAGUUCUAUUAUUGGUAAAGUGGGAAACAUAGGUCAAGUUAAUUAUGCUGCAUCAAAAGCCGGUGUCAUAGCUCUGACGAAGACUGCUUCCUUUGAAUUUGGGGAAUUUGGUAUCCGGGUCAACGCAGUGUUACCAGGUUUCAUAGAAACUCCUAUGACAGAAACAGUGCCAGAAAAUGUAAAACAAAUGUUUAAAAAUAAGAUACCUCUUCGCAGAAUGGGGAAGCCCGAAGAAGUGGCUGAAGUAAUAACAUUUUUAGCAUCUGGCAAUAGUUCUUAUAUCAAUGGAGCAUCUAUAGAAGUUACAGGAGGAUUGCAUUGAAAACAUAUACUUUUGGAUACAUAUUUUUGAACUAUGAUUAAAUUUUAUUAAAGAUUUACGUAUUAAAUA